This is a messenger RNA of Oryza sativa Japonica Group (Japanese rice), 2274 nucleotides long. NCBI's taxonomy places the organism in Eukaryota, Viridiplantae, Streptophyta, Magnoliopsida, Poales, Poaceae. The record is from RefSeq and is a predicted model, not a curated record.
CGCUUCGGAUUCGGAGCCUCCGCCUCCUCGCCAUUUACGGCAGCAACCGCGGCGGAGAGAGACGACCGAGGAGAGAGAGAGAGAGAGAGAGAGAGAGAGGGAGAGCUCCAGUGGUCGCCGCCGGCGAGGAGGAGCAGUGAAUGGUGCGGCGCGUGGGGUUAGCCGGCGCUCGUGGAUCGAUCUGAGCGAGAGGGGAGCUGCUGGAGACAGUGGUGCGUGCGUCCGCGGCAUGGCGUUGGCGGCGAAGGAGAGGAAGCUGAGUAGGCUUGGGAGUAAGGGCAGUGGCGGAGGAGGGGGAGGUGGGAGUUUCGGGGCGAGGGGGCAGCGGGCGCCGGCGGGGACGCAGCGGCGGCUGUUCGCGGCGUUCUUCGCGUUCCUCUUCGCCGGCGCGGUGCUCUUCGGCGCCGCGCACGUCAUUGGAGCAUCCUUCCGGCCCGUGCUCAAGACCGCGUGGCCGUCGGCCACCCUGAACGCCGUGUCGUCGGAGCGCGGCGCGCAGCAAGCCGGCAUGGUCAGCGUCGACGCCGUGUUGCCUUCUGUUCAUAUCCAGCACGCGGUUGCCUUGCCGGACCAUGUUCUCCUGAUGCUCAGAGAUGGCUCAUUGCUGCCGGCUUCGGGGCAAUUUGAGUGCCUGUACUCCCCUGUCAACUCGUCGCAGCUGCGUCGCCAGCCCUUGUCCGUCGCUACCUUGCCGGAUGGACCCAGCCUCGUCCAUUGUCCCGCCGGACCAUCCAGGGUCGCUGUGUCCCUCUCACUGGCGCAGUCGGUUCCGGUGGCGCCGUUGCAAUGGGAUCGGCUGGUGUACACUGCACUUAUUGACAGCAAGGACAACUCCACCGUUGUGUUUGCAAAGGGGAUGAACCUCCGUCCGGGUCGUCUAGGUGUGCCAUCACGGUACGAGUGUGUCUUUGGCCGAGACUUUUCGAAGCCAAAGCUUGUUGUCACCUCCCCAGUGGUUUCUGCUGCUCAGGAGAUAUUCCGGUGUGUGACACCAGUUCGCAUUCGCCGGUACCUCCGGAUGACUACCGGUGGCAAAAACAGCGUAAACAAUGAUGACAAGCCUAUGUUGGUCUCCAUCAGGACUAAGGGCCGGGGAAGCUCUACACUCCCCUCAAUCGCGCAACCGGAGCCGCUUCCUCGGUACAACAAGCAUUGGAGACGAAAGGCACACUCAAUGUGUGUCUGCACCAUGCUUCGCAACCAAGCACGGUUCCUGCGGGAAUGGAUCAUCUAUCACUCACGUAUUGGUGUGCAGCGGUGGUUCAUCUAUGACAACAACAGCGACGAUGGCAUUGAGGAGGUCCUCAACACCAUGGAUUCAUCCAGGUACAAUGUGACACGCUAUUUAUGGCCAUGGAUGAAAUCUCAGGAGGCUGGAUUUGCACAUUGUGCACUCAGGGCUCGAGAGAGCUGUGAGUGGGUGGGGUUCAUUGACAUAGAUGAGUUCCUGCACUUCCCUGGCAACCAAACACUACAAGAUGUCCUCCGAAAUUACUCUGUCAAGCCACGGAUCGGUGAGCUCAGGACUGCAUGCCAUAGUUUUGGUCCAUCAGGCCGGACUAAGAUCCCAAAGAAAGGUGUUACAACAGGCUACACCUGCCGGCUGGCUGCACCUGAGCGCCAUAAGUCAAUUGUCAGGCCAGACGCAUUGAACCCAUCCCUCAUCAAUGUGGUGCACCACUUCCAUCUGAAGGAAGGGAUGAAAUAUGUGAACAUUGGUCAGGGUAUGAUGCUGAUCAACCACUACAAAUACCAAGUCUGGGAGGUGUUCAAGGAUAAGUUCUCCGGACGUGUCGCGACAUAUGUUGCUGAUUGGCAGGACGAGGAGAAUGUUGGAUCAAGGGACAGGGCUCCUGGGCUUGGGACCAAACCGGUUGAACCAGAGGAUUGGCCGAGACGUUUCUGUGAAGUAUAUGAUAACGGUUUGAAAGAUUUUGUUCAGAAAGUUUUCACAGACCCACACACUGGAAAUCUUCCAUGGUAGAUUGGUAAACACUGUAUUUGGUCUUGCACAGCACGGCACCACAAUACAUGACAUGGAGACACAGACAGGGAAAGAAGAACCAAAAAGAAAUUAGAUAGAAGAGCGAUUUGCUCUUUGGUAUAUUUUUUGAAUUUUAAGGUCUUUUGAUCUUUUCUUAGUUCAUUAGAAUCAUCAUUUUUUGUUACAUAUCUAAGAAGGAAAUGAUUCUUUUGUAGAUAAAGAUAGGUAGCACAAUUCAUUGUAAGUUUGGUUGGGGGGAGACAAUCAAUACAAUCAAUUUCUUGAUUUCA